Molecule: messenger RNA, 774 nt
Organism: Strigops habroptila (Kakapo)
Lineage: Eukaryota; Metazoa; Chordata; Aves; Psittaciformes; Psittacidae
Gene: ATP5ME
Product: ATP synthase membrane subunit e
Exons: 4
Coding region: 445-660 (71 amino acids)
Biological process (GO): proton motive force-driven ATP synthesis
Molecular function (GO): proton transmembrane transporter activity
Source: RefSeq, a predicted model, not a curated record
CGUGUCUUGAUUACCAGAGAAUAACACGGGCCGGAGUUCAUCAUGUCCUGGCCCAUUCAGCGCGUACGUUGAACUUUACGGAAGGUAUUUAAAACUAUGACACUAACGACCUAAGGCUCAAUUCCCUAACCUUACGAGAGAGCACGAAACUCAACCGGAUUCCUCGGGCGCGGCUCCUCCAUUUUGUGUCGCGGAGAACGGGCACGGCCCAUUUUGCGACGUACCAGCUCCCGGGUAACGAGCUACCAGACACCGAAACCCGGCGCUGGGCGGACACAACCUGAACGGCUCCAACAGCUUCCGCGGCGGCAGCUCCGCUCCGCUCCGCCCCGCCCCGCGGUGGGCCGAGCUCUGCCCGCCUCCCGCCCCGCCGCCGGUUCGCAGGCGUCAUUUCCCGCCGCUGCCGCCGCCGCCGCGACCACCACCACCGCCACCACCAGCAGGAUGAUUCCGCCGGUGCAGGUCUCGCCGCUCAUUAAGUUCACCCGGUACUCGGCCCUGCUCGUGGGGAUGAUCUACGGCAAGAAGCGAUACGACUAUCUAAAGCCUAUUGCUGAAGAAGAGAGAAGAAUAGAGGCUGAAGAGAAAAAGAAACGUGAAGAACUUGAGCGGAUUGCAAAAGAGCUUGCAGAAGCAAGCCAAGAUUCCAUAUUGAAAUGAACAGAAGAUUGAAUCCUAAUUUCACAUAUGGAAAUAGAUGGUUAGGCACUGAACUGUGCAGUGGUUGGUGGACUCCGUAUACUAUUCUCUCAAUAAAGUACUUAAAAUGCUUCA